This is a messenger RNA of Debaryomyces tyrocola, 735 nucleotides long. Lineage: Eukaryota; Fungi; Ascomycota; Pichiomycetes; Serinales; Debaryomycetaceae. The record is from the annotation of a GenBank genome assembly.
AUGGAUGUAAUAGAACUGGUAGUUAGAGACAUAGAGGAGCUGACUAACCGCAAAGUUUUAGCGGUCUACUUAAGAGGAUCACGAAUGCGCGGUUUGAAUGAAGAUGACUCAGAUUAUGAUAUAACGGUUUUAACUAAUCCAACGAAGAGAGAACUUUUAACGAAUGUGGUCUUCAGCGAAAAGUUGAGAUUGCCUCAGUACAAUGUUGAAGGGAAUAUCACGACGACUGCACAUUUUUAUAAAUUGUUACUAAAAGGAUCUCCUGUGGCAAUAGAGACAAUUCAUGCAUACCCCUUUUAUAUCAACAAAAGCUUCAAGAUCUUAGCUGCUUUCUUAUAUGAAAACAGGAAAGAAAUACUCCGGUGUAGAACCAAGAGCUAUUUAUUGAGCAACAUUAGAAUGUGUAAAAUGCAUCUUAACCGAUUGGUGAAACAAGGAGAUCCAACAAAGAUAGGAAAAAACCUUGUGUACGCAAAAAUGGUUCUUCUUCAGUGUGACAGUGUAGCAGAUGGAGGAAAUUUGGACUUUGGAGUACCCUUUAAUAAUGGAUUAAGAGAAUAUUUGAGUGAAAUGAAAGAAAAUAGAACAUUGGCGGACUGUGAAAUGUAUCUAGAAGAAAUGAAUGAAAAAGAGAUUACGUAUGAUAAUGGUUCAUACCAGGACGAUAAGUCUUUUAUAUUUGAUAAAUUGGAAAGCCAGCUAUUUGACUUGGUCAGCCGAGGAGGUGAGAGUUAG